CUUCUGCUGGCAAGAAGGUAAAGGGAACAGGCUGGAAGAAACACAGGCUCUUGCUGGAAGUCUCUCCUCAGACACUGAGUCGGUGAAAACUUGUUCCAAGAAAGGAAAAACAAAAUGGCUGUAAUAAUGGAGUUGAGUUCCACAUUAGAGAACAGUGAGUUCCCCCAUGAAUUGCAAGUAGACGAGAAGCACACUCCCAGGAAAGUUCCAAGCUUUUGUUCCAUUCGCUACGGAAUAGCCCUCAUUGCACAUCUCUUCAACUUCAUGCUGGCUGCACAGAAUGCCGUCCUGACUAUCACCAUGGUAGCCAUGGUAAACAGCACAGACCACCAGUCCGACAUCAACAAUUCUACCGAGGGGCUCCCUGUAGAUUUACCAGGUGGCCCAGAUAAAGCCCCAACGAGUCUUCCUGCAAAGGCCCCUGUGUAUGACUGGAGUCCUCAGACCCAAGGCAUACUCUUCAGUUCCAUCAACUAUGGCAUGCUGCUGACAACGGCCCCCGGGGGAUACCUGGCAGGGAAAAUGGGAGCAAGGAAAGUGGCCGGUGUCGCUUUAUUGGGAUCAUCACUUCUCGCUCUCUGCAUCCCUUUGGCAGCUAAUCUUGGACUAUCUUACCUCAUUGCCACUCGAGUAGUCCAGGGUCUAACCCAGGGCUCAGGAUUUGGAGGUCACUUUGCACUUUGGCCAAGAUGGGCUCCUCCACAUGAACGAAGCAGACUCUGCAGCAUUUCUUUAUCAGGAAUGAUACUGGGAAUUUUCAGUGCUAUCCUCUUUGGUGGCAUCAUUAGUCAAGCCCUUGGAUGGCCCUUUGUCUUCUAUAUCUUCGGAGGCCUUGGCUGUGUCUCGAGCCUUCUCUGGUUUCUUUUGGUGUAUGAUGACCCUGUCUCUCACCCAUGGAUAGGCAUCUCAGAAAAGGAGUACAUCUUAUCAACCUUGGACCAACAGGUCAGCUCAGAAGAACAGUAUCUUCCCAUCAAAGCUAUACUCAGUUCUCUACCCCUUUGGUCCAUUUGUCUGUGCAGUUUCAGCCAUCAGUGGUUAAUUAACACGCAGGUUAUGUACAUACCCACUUACAUCAGUCACGUGUACAAAGUCAACAUCAGAGAUAAUGGCCUCUUGUCUUCCCUUCCUUUCCUUGUUGCCUGGAUCAUUGGUCUCCUGGGAGGCCAGCUGGCAGAUUUCCUUCUGACCAAGAAUUUUAGAUUUGUCACUGUGAGGAAAAUUGUCUCAUUUCUAGGUCAACUUCCCUCUUCAGUACUCGUUUUGACCCUGUUCUACCUCCGUUCCAGCUAUGUCACAACAAUUGUAUUUCUCACGCUGUCAUGUGGACUAAGCCCCUUAAGUCAGUCAGGGGUCUAUAUCAAUGCCUUAGAUAUUGCUCCAAGAUAUUCCAGUUUUCUUCUCGGAGCCACAAGAGGAUUUGCACACAUAUCAGCUGUGCUGGUACCAAUCGUCAAUGGGUUUCUCCUCAAUCAGGACCCUGAGUUUGGGUGGAGGAAUAUAUUUUUCUUGUUGUUUGCCAUUAGUGUAUUAGGAUUGGUCUUCUACCUCAUAUUUGGAGAGGCAGAUGUCCAAGACUGGGCUAAAGAGAGGAAACUCACUCGUUUAUGAAGGUCGAGAAGCAGACGAUCCAGAAGGAAUGAGCACUGGAAUCCAAAGAAUGAUCUCUGAACAUUAUUUCCUUUUAAAAAAAAUCCCAGUAUAAGAACAAGAAAUAUAUGAGCCUGGAAAAUGUUUUGGUGUUAGCAAACAAGGAACUCAUGCAAGACCAAGAGACAUAUGAUGACAUGCAGCCAGCUUCUUGGGAAUUCCCUUUGAGACAGAGGAGAAGAACAUGACUCAUUUUUCCUUGCCCCAGCUGGGGUACAGGCACAGUAUGACUUGGCCUGUGGCCAGCACACCUCUCCUCUUUGCUCGCCUGUGCUAUCCCUUGGAUCCCAGUGGACAGGAAAGUUUGCUUCAGUGUCUUCCCUGACUAUCAAACUGCCAUUCUCCACUCCAACAUAAGUGCAGCUAGACUGUGUGGGGUCCCUCCCCAACUUCUGCCACUGAAUUCUGUACUGUUGCAUUUUUGAGAACAGAGAGAGCAUCCAAGAAUAGCCAAGAUCAAUCUGGAUCCCUUAUGUGUAUACCCAGCAUUCCCAAAAAGCCUUCCAGAAGAUUCUCUGGUUUCAGCCCCCAUUCUCACCUACAUAGGCCUACAAGUUGUGAUAUAAGCACUUCCAAGCCACUUCUCUAAUUUUAGUAUAAGAGGGCUCCCUUCCAUGUAUCAGCACCCCUGUGCUAUAGCACAGACCCUAUUACAAUAAAAGCUCACUUUAGUGUUCCUAUAAA
Messenger RNA from Chinchilla lanigera (long-tailed chinchilla), 2334 nucleotides. RefSeq names its product solute carrier family 17 (organic anion transporter), member 3 (gene Slc17a3). Gene Ontology annotation, biological process: transmembrane transport; monoatomic anion transport; urate transport. The coding region runs from base 115 to 1611 and encodes 498 amino acids. Gene Ontology annotation, molecular function: efflux transmembrane transporter activity; toxin transmembrane transporter activity; urate transmembrane transporter activity. The record is from RefSeq and is a predicted model, not a curated record. The transcript has 13 exons. Lineage: Eukaryota; Metazoa; Chordata; Mammalia; Rodentia; Chinchillidae.